CAAAUAGUAGUAGUUAUUGUGUUGCAGCUGGCGCGAAUUAAAUCAUGUUCAAUGAAAGUGUGGUUAUAAUUCUUCAUUAUUGUUUAAAAACAGAUUUGAAAUGUUUUGUGAAAAAGCUUAUACUUUAGUAAAAGAUCUUUCUCGCUGUGAGGAUAAUUUACCACCAUACAAUAAUGAACUAGUCACUGCCGUAAACAAUGAAAUAAAGUUGCUGAUUGAAGAAAACCAAGAGGAUGCUCAAACUUCAACUGAUGAAUCUAACACUGGUACGUCUUUAGUUCCCACAAUGAAGAUUCGUCACGCGGCGGUGAAAAGAAACAUCCGUUGCCUUAUGGCUUAUCACUACAAUAGAAUUAAGUGUUUACGGAACAUAAGGUGGGAAUUUGGCAGCAUAUUACCAGCUGAUAUUAAAUCCCAUCUCAGUGCCUCCGAGAUAGAAUGGUUUUCUAAAUAUUCAAGAACACUAGCGGGGUACAUGAGAUCAAUUGGUGAGGAGGGUGUGAAUCUAGCUGUCAAUUUAAAGCCUCCAAAAGCGUUGUAUGUAGAAGUGCGGUGUUUGGUGGAUUACGGAAAGUACGAAUUAAACGAUGGUUCAAUUAUACUCUUGAAGAAAGAUAGUAGACAUUACUUACCCAGAUCUGAAUGUGAGGAGUUGAUACGACAAGGAAUAUUCCAGCACAUUGUUUAAAUAGUUCAAUUUUAUAAAUUAAUUUAAUUGUCUGGAAUAUAAGUUGUAUUUUUAUUUGAACGAAAUAAAGUAUAAAAAA
This is a messenger RNA of Anoplophora glabripennis (Asian longhorned beetle), 767 nucleotides long. Its product is annotated as DNA replication complex GINS protein PSF1-like. The record is from RefSeq and is a predicted model, not a curated record. Gene Ontology annotation, biological process: DNA strand elongation involved in mitotic DNA replication; DNA replication. Bases 101 to 688 code for a protein of 195 amino acids. Lineage: Eukaryota; Metazoa; Arthropoda; Insecta; Coleoptera; Cerambycidae. Gene Ontology annotation, cellular component: GINS complex. The transcript is spliced from 3 exons.